CCCCGUUUGUCAUCACUGUUGUGUGUAUGUGUGUGUGUGUGUGUGCGUGCGAGAGAGAGCCACGCUCACACGGCCACACACACGCACUGUUGUGAAAGAUGUCCGCUAGCUCGCAGUCCGCCAAAAGCAAAAAGGACGAGUCUUUUCUGGGCAGACUCGGGGGUACUUUGGUUCGCAGGAAGAAAGCCACAGAAGUGAGUGACCUCCACGAGGAAGGCAAAAAUGCCAUCAACGCUCCAAUGCUCCCGUCUGGGACGGACGUCCAUCCCGAGGACACUCUGCUGGAGGAGAACGCUGAGAGGAUCAUGCUGGACCCGACGUCACGGGAUGACCCCAAGUUUAAAGAUUUGCUGAAGGUGCUCAUUGACUGGAUCAACAGUGAGCUGGAGGAGGACAGGAUCAUCGUGAAAGACCUGGAGGAAGACUGCUAUGACGGACAAGUGCUGCAGAAGCUUUUUGAAAAACUGUCUGGCCGGAAGCUGAAUGUGGCCGAGGUGACCCAGUCGGAGAUCGGCCAGAAGCAGAAGCUCCAGACGGUUCUGGAGGCCGUAAACGAGCUGCUGCGUCCUCACGGCUGGUCCAUCGAGUGGAGCGUCGACUCCAUCCACUGCAAAAACCUGGUGGCAAUCGUGCACCUGCUGGUGUCUUUGGCCAUGCACUUCCAGGCGGCCAUCAGGCUGCCCGAGCACGUCUCAGUCAGGGUGGUGGUGGUGAAGAAGCGAGAAGGCAUCCUGCAGACCGCCCUUGUCAACAAGGAGCUGACCAGCACCACCGAAAUGAUGAUGGGAAGAUUUGAAAGAGAUGCUUUUGACACGCUUCUGGAUCACGCGCCCGAUAAACUCAAUGUGGUCAAAACGUCGCUCAUCACCUUUGUGAACAAGCACUUAAACAAGUUGAACCUGGAAGUCACUGAGCUGGAAUCUCAGUUUGCUGAUGGUGUUUACCUGAUCCUCUUGAUGGGGCUGUUGGAGGACUACUUCGUGCCUCUCUACAACUUUUUCCUCACCCCGGAGAACUUCGACCAGAAGGUCCACAAUGUGGCAUUCGCAUUUGAGCUCAUGCAGGAUGGCGGCCUGAAAAAGCCCAAAGCCAGACCAGAAGAUGUGGUCAACUUGAACCUCAAGUCCACCCUCAGAGUCCUCUACAACCUCUUCACCAAUUACAAGAACUCUGAGUGACAGCUCGCAUCUCCAACACACGCCUGUGUGUGUGUGUGUGCGUGUGUGUGUGUGUGUAUGUGUGUGUUUGUAUGUGCGCGUGAUGAACAAGGACUUUUAACUCGUUCCGUUGUCAGAGACCAUUGGGAAUGCAAGUGUUGAAUCAAGUGUAUUAAUAGUUUGAAUGCUCAGCUAUGAGCCAUCAAAGUCAACAUGUUCAACAUAAACUCAACUGCUCACGUUAACAAAAUCGCUUAAUAUUUGUGUUUUGUGUAGAUAUUAAAGGAUACAUAUUUUACAUUUUUUUCCACAAUUUGAA
Hippocampus zosterae (dwarf seahorse) is the source of this 1476-nucleotide messenger RNA. It is a transcript of the gene parvb, whose product is annotated as parvin, beta. Bases 99 to 1178 code for a protein of 359 amino acids. Gene Ontology annotation, biological process: substrate adhesion-dependent cell spreading; lamellipodium assembly; establishment or maintenance of cell polarity. Gene Ontology annotation, cellular component: focal adhesion; cytoplasm; actin cytoskeleton. The record is from RefSeq and is a predicted model, not a curated record. NCBI's taxonomy places the organism in Eukaryota, Metazoa, Chordata, Actinopteri, Syngnathiformes, Syngnathidae. Gene Ontology annotation, molecular function: actin binding. The transcript has 13 exons.